Rattus rattus (black rat) is the source of this 1877-nucleotide messenger RNA. RefSeq names its product serine/threonine-protein kinase Chk2. Gene Ontology annotation, biological process: mitotic DNA damage checkpoint signaling; protein phosphorylation. Lineage: Eukaryota; Metazoa; Chordata; Mammalia; Rodentia; Muridae. Gene Ontology annotation, molecular function: protein binding; ATP binding; protein serine/threonine kinase activity. Bases 212 to 1720 code for a protein of 502 amino acids. The transcript has 13 exons. Gene Ontology annotation, cellular component: cytoplasm; nucleus. The record is from RefSeq and is a predicted model, not a curated record.
GUGGAGUUUGUAUCGGUAGGUUUAGCGCCACACCACUGGCUGCGGCUCUGGAGUGUUUGUAGCUCCUGGUGGUCUUGGGCGGCUCUGCAGGAACUGAAGAGGGUACGUCAGCGUAUUCAGCAUACGUGUGGGGUAGGAUGGCAAGGAAUGGAUAGGAGACAACCAAACAGCAUCUGUACAUGAAGGAAGAUGGUCUAACGCUUUGUCGGAUAUGAAGAGUCAUCAGUCCCACGGCAGCACCUCCUCGAAGGCCCAUGACAGUGCUUCCUGUUCACAGUCUCAAGGCGGCUUCAGCCAGUCCCAAGGCACCCCCUCUCAGUUGCACGACCUCUCACAGUAUCAGGGUGCAUCCAGUUCCUCCACCAGCACAGUGCCAUCCUCCAGCCAGUCUUCCCACUCCAGCUCUGGGACCCUGAGCUCUUUAGAGACCGUGUCUACUCAGGAACUCUGUUCUAUUCCUGAGGACCAAGAACCGGAAGAGCCUGGACCUACUCCUUGGGCUCGGCUAUGGGCUCUUCAGGAUGGAUUCUCGAAUCUAGACUGUGUUAAUGACAACUACUGGUUCGGGAGGGAUAAAAGCUGUGAAUAUUGCUUCGAUGGACCACUGUUGAAAAGGACGGAUAAGUACCGGACUUACAGCAAGAAGCACUUUCGCAUCUUCAGGGAAAUGGGCCCUAAGAAUUGUUACAUUGUAUACCUAGAAGACCACAGUGGAAAUGGAACCUUUGUAAAUACAGAGCUUAUCGGGAAAGGAAAACGCUGUCCUUUGAGUAACAACUCUGAAAUCGCACUUUCACUGUGUAGAAAUAAAGUUUUUGUAUUUUUUGAUCUGACUGUAGAUGACCAGUCAGUUUAUCCUAAGGAAUUAAGAGACGAAUACAUCAUGUCAAAAACUCUUGGAAGCGGUGCUUGUGGGGAGGUAAAGAUGGCCUUUGAGAGGAAAACGUGUAAGAAAGUGGCCAUAAAGAUCAUCAGCAAGCGGAGGUUCGCCCUUGGCUCAUCGAGAGAAGCCGACACAGCUCCCAGUGUGGAAACUGAAAUAGAAAUUUUGAAGAAGCUGAAUCAUCCGUGCAUCAUCAAGAUUAAAGAUGUCUUUGAUAUGGAAGAUUAUUACAUUGUUCUGGAACUGAUGGAAGGAGGAGAAUUGUUUGACCGUGUGGUGGGGAACAAACGCCUGAAGGAAGCCACCUGCAAGCUCUAUUUCUACCAGAUGCUUUUAGCUGUACAGUACCUUCACGAAAAUGGGAUCAUACAUCGGGACCUAAAGCCAGAGAACGUUCUUCUGUCAUCUCAGGAAGAGGACUGUCUUAUCAAGAUCACUGAUUUUGGACAGUCCAAGAUCUUGGGGGAGAGCUCCCUGAUGAGAACUCUAUGUGGUACACCCACUUAUCUGGCUCCUGAGGUCCUUAUCUCCAAUGGGACUGCUGGGUACAGCCGGGCCGUCGACUGCUGGAGCCUAGGAGUCAUUCUUUUCAUCUGCCUAAGUGGGUAUCCACCUUUCUCUGAGCAUAAGACCCAAGUGUCACUGAAGGAUCAGAUCACCAGUGGAAAGUACAACCUUAUUCCGGAAGUCUGGACAGAUGUCUCAGAGAAGGGUAUGGAUACGAAAGGGUUACAGGCGUCUGGUCUAACUGACGCGUGGGUGUCCUGUUGGUGGGAGCGUCUCCUCAGACUGCUGGUUUUCUCCCAUCUGGUCAUUCUGUUGCUUUGCACCACUUGACAGGAAGAGGACAUGAUUAAGAAUUUGGGCUUCAGAGCCUGAGCGUAUGUCCUAGGUCUGCUACUUGUCAGUUGUGUGCCCUUGGGCAAGUUAUUUCAUGUUUUUGAGUCUCUGUUUUCUCAAUUUGUAAACAAAUGAUCAAUAGCCCUGACGCAAA